AUGUUCUGGGUCGAUCGUGGUCCAUUGCCUCCCGGUCGGACGGUGCGUCGUGCGGGUCGGUCCUGGAGAAGGCCGAGCGAAGCCAAUAAGUUUUCUGUCCGGCCGAGUGCGUUCGGCCGGCUGUGGACCAGUCUUCAGUACAAACGUCUUUUGGAGCAUUUGGAGCAUAUGGGACGUGAGGAGCAUGGAAGGACUUGGUGCAUGGACGCAGCUCAACUGGAUACGCAAAGGAAGAAGGAGGAAGUCAUCUUGACCGGUCGAGUUCCUCAACUCGACCGGCCAAGCUUCAACUCGAUCGAGCUGAGAAGUCAACAGUCAAACCCGAAAAAUGUUGCUUCCCCCUUGACUUUCCUUUGA
This is a messenger RNA of Microthlaspi erraticum, 357 nucleotides long. NCBI's taxonomy places the organism in Eukaryota, Viridiplantae, Streptophyta, Magnoliopsida, Brassicales, Brassicaceae. The record is from the annotation of a GenBank genome assembly.